This is a messenger RNA of Penicillium atrosanguineum, 2136 nucleotides long. RefSeq lists its product as uncharacterized. Gene Ontology annotation, cellular component: HDA1 complex. Bases 1 to 2136 code for a protein of 711 amino acids. The transcript has 2 exons. NCBI's taxonomy places the organism in Eukaryota, Fungi, Ascomycota, Eurotiomycetes, Eurotiales, Aspergillaceae. The record is from RefSeq and is a predicted model, not a curated record.
AUGGACGACAAUCUCACUCCAUCCUCUGUGGGUGAUAUUGAAGCCGAGGUGCCGAUUUCUGUCCCCGAGAUUACCGCGCCUCUUAGUGUUCGAGUCGACAAAGACGGAUCUCUCACUCACACUCACACGGCAAUUCACCAUGAUCACCCGGAGGGCCUGCUUCAGCCUUCACACUAUGAGGACUUAGCAUCAAUGCAAACAAUUCAACCCAGUGCGUUGACUGUCGAGAAUGUCGAGGACGCUCCGCCUGGUUCAGUCCGCCUCGGGCCGUCUGAAUUUGCCAUAACACUCCCCAUGGAUUCUCGAGUGAAAGAUGACUAUGAGAAGGUGUUGACGGGUGCAGCCUUCAGCAUGCGAGAGUUCUUUCUAAGCUUCAGCCCUACCUCGCAAGUCUCAGAAACUGAGCGAAGACAAUUAUUGCCGAAGAUGCAUGAAGUCACCGCACGUUUCAAUAAUGUCUCCACUCAUCCAGACUUGAACAUUCCCCAGCACUGCCAAUACAAUGAUUCCGAGCUGGAACAGGAGGCUUCAUGGGCCGAGUACUCUAGCGCGAAGUUUUUAUUCCUCAAGUACUGGAUAGAACUCGCGAACGCACACGACCUUCAUGUGAUUCUCGAGGUCCGUGGCGACAUGAAGCAGAAUAUCCUUGAACGCUAUUUGCUAGGCAAAGGCUUCAGUUACACCAAACCACGUGCUGAGCUGGGCGAUAGUGUGGAAAUUUCAAUGGCCAAAGGCUCCUUGAGUUUUGGGAUUCAUGGCAAUGACGGCGUACAAGAGCUCUUCAAGUCACCAUGUGCGAUUUUUGCCCUGGACACGUCUUUCGACCCCAGGAGCCCAUCGGUGCAACAUAUUCGAACAACCUACACUCGAAAUGGAAGCCUUCUUCCUGUCAUCUGGCUCCUUGUUGCCAACACAUGUGAACACAUUGGACGCUGCCUGCCAGAUUUAUCAGAAUCCGAACGGCUUCGUCUUCUUUUGCAAGAAACUGCACAUCUCCAUGAAGAUGUUGGCGAUCUCCAGGACGAUGCUUUAGGCGUCCACGAAGAUGUUGAAGAGAUCCUCGGUUAUCUGUCUGACAGCCUUGCCAGCUGGACACUUCCCACCAUUGAGCCUUUGCAUUUUAUUUCCCAGGAAGAAUUGGACUCAUCCGACCCCUCGUCAGAUGAACCAAUGCCAACAGCUCCGAAACGUUCACUGGAUGACGAUGGCGAUGAUUACACAACGAAACGUGUACGGGUUGACUUGCCCCAUACCAGCCAGUUGACCGACUCAACCAAGGCGUCCAGCCAGACUUUGGACCGUGACUUACACUCCUUGGAAAAGAAUCUUAUCCAAAUGAAAAAUGCACACGCCGCAGAGAAGGACCAUUUGCAAAUCGAGCUAAACAAGACUCAGGCUCAAUUGCAAGAUUUUAAGAAAGCCAUGAGCGAACUGCAGCACCGCUACGAAAGUAGAACCAAAGAUUUACACAAGACUCGCCAGAACUGUGAGCGACUGACGGAAGGAAAGACUUCACUCGAACAGCGCGUUGAGACUUUAAGAGAGAACCUUUCCAAGAUAAAGGAUGAGCGCAUAAAGCUCAAGCAAGAGCUCGAGGAAGCUCGUCAGGAGCUCAAAAAUGGUGGAGGUACCUUGGCUGAAUUGGAGACCGCCCGCGAGGAGAUCCGUCGACUGACUAAAGAGAGCGCAAGUCUGGAACGCAAGGCUGAAUACUCGCAGAACCAGGCAGAAUAUGUCCGUGAGCAAUAUCAAACUGCAUCAACUGUGGCUGCUCAGGCCGGCAAUGAAGCUCGCCAGCUGCGCGAGGAGAACGAAGCCUUAACAAAGAAAGUCGAGGGUAACAUGGUGCAACUACAAGAAAUCAACAAAAAGAACGAUGAGGCUCGUCACAUAGCGCGCAUCGAAGAACUGGAAAUCAUCCUCGCUGCGCGAGAUGAGGUGCUCCGCAAGAAAGAGGAGGAACUUCGCGACAUUCGCAAGAAUCGACCAUCGACUCGUUCCACCAGUACUCAACCGCGGAGCCCCAAAUGGGCUGGUAGCCGACCAACCAGCCCUGGGGUUAAUCACAAUGGGAAUGGCAAUGGCCUUGCAGGACGAGGCAGUGCCUUGCGGUUUAGUUCAGAGAUGCCCUUUUAA